AGUGUUGUCUCCCACUCGCCCACCAGUGUUAUAGUCACUAGUGCCAUCGAAGGAGUACAAGAAUCCUGCUUGAUUCGAUAUUUUAUCGAGGAAUUAUCUCCAUGGUUUGAUCACUGCGAUGAGCAGCGACACUUCCAAUUUGUUGUUCCCCGCCGGGCACAGCAUUGCCACACCCUCAGAAAUGCCAUUUUUGCUGUUUCGUCACGGCAUCUUUGUCGAGUUCCACAAUAUAAAACGACGCACGGCAUAGUCUACAGAGGACAGCUUCUUCCAAAUUUGAAGAAGUCCAGUGCCCUUGAAUACAUGUUAAAGUGUAUUCCAGAUUUGAUCGAAUUUCCAAACAUCCAGGAUCCCGUUCACCAUGAGAAUAUAAUGGCGGCUACGGUAAUUCUAAGACAGUAUGAAGAAAUGGAGGAGGAGAUGGAUGAGGAUAGAACAGAGCUUGAGAACUCGACAUAUAGUCGAGUAAACUUCCUGGGAAUCACUCAGACAAUUAUGGACUCUAUGAGUGCCUCUCCUCACAAUUGCUCACUUGCAAAUGCGGCCUACUGGAUUACUGUUCGACAAGAGAUAUACUAUGCCUUAACAAGGGAAUCUGUUCCCUACCUAGGUUUCGAUCCUGGACGCUGGAGUAACACUUCAAUCGCAGAUCAUAUGAUCAUGUUUGCUGGCCAGGUUGCAACAUGGCGGUGGGGCCAAAAGUCAGCCGAGGAAUGGACUCAACUCAAAAUUGAAGAACAGCAACUACAUCAAGAUUCUUUGGGAGAACUUGAGCCGCUCCUGCAGCUCAAUGCAGAUAGAGCGAAAGGGGAUUUAUUCCCAACGAUUUGGUAUAGCUUUGAUGUACAGGUGGCAGCCAUCCAACAUUUUCGACUGGCACAGAUGAUUUUGACCGCGGAAAAUCCUCACCUUGAUUCCGCAAAUCGAGCUGUGCAUAGAAGAACAGAGGCACAGGUCCGGUCUAUCGUUCUCGACAUUUGCGGCAUUGCACUGUGUCAUAUAUCACGCGUACAGCCUGCACUCGUCAAUGCAGUCAUUGCGAUUAAAUUAUACGGUGAAUAUUUUACCAACCAGGAAGAGAGAGAUGCUCUCGUUGGUAUCAUCGACAUGACAAGUGACAUCUGUGCCUGGCCCAUGAGAAAGUCAUACGAAAUUUUAAAAGCACGAUGGGAAAUGGUGGAUACCGCGGAAGUUUGA
Messenger RNA from Penicillium macrosclerotiorum, 1197 nucleotides. RefSeq lists its product as uncharacterized. The annotation marks the transcript as partial. Gene Ontology annotation, cellular component: nucleus. Gene Ontology annotation, molecular function: DNA-binding transcription factor activity; transcription cis-regulatory region binding. The record is from RefSeq and is a predicted model, not a curated record. The transcript has 4 exons. Gene Ontology annotation, biological process: positive regulation of transcription by RNA polymerase II. Lineage: Eukaryota; Fungi; Ascomycota; Eurotiomycetes; Eurotiales; Aspergillaceae.